Molecule: messenger RNA, 639 nt
Organism: Acromyrmex echinatior (Panamanian leafcutter ant)
Lineage: Eukaryota; Metazoa; Arthropoda; Insecta; Hymenoptera; Formicidae
Product: histone-lysine N-methyltransferase SETMAR-like
Biological process (GO): replication fork processing; DNA integration; mitotic DNA integrity checkpoint signaling
Cellular component (GO): condensed chromosome; nucleus; site of double-strand break
Molecular function (GO): histone H3K4 methyltransferase activity; single-stranded DNA endonuclease activity; histone H3K36 methyltransferase activity
Source: RefSeq, a predicted model, not a curated record
AUGCCAUACAAAUGCGCUGUUUAUGGCGAAAGUGCUGUAGCUGAAAGAAUUGUGCGGAAAUGGUUUAAAGCUGAUGAUUUCAAUCUUAAAGAUCAUCAACGCCCGGGUAGGCCCUCCACCACAGAUGAAGAUCAGAUUAAAACACUGAUCGAGAAUAACCCACGUUAUACGACACCUUGGUUACAUAAAUUUGAUGUAUGGGUUCCCCACGAUUUAACGGAGAAAAAUCUGAUGGAUCGCAUUUCCAUUUGCGACUCGCUCUAUAAACGCAACGAGAAGACAUUUUUGAAGCAAGUAGUGACGGGGGAUGAAAAAUGGAUCAUUUAUAAUAAUGUUGAGCGAAAAAAAUCUUGGGAAAAGCGGAAUGAACCACCUUUAGCUACCCCGAAAACCGGUCUUCAUCCAAAGAAGGUCAUGCUCUGUGUCUGGGAUUGGAAAGGGAUCCUAGGCCCAAGCUUAAAGAACCCUUUGCAAAACCCCCUGCAGAGUCUAACGCUCCCACUCGGUCCGCUCCUUCUUGCGCAAGACGGCCUCGCAGAAAUCUGCGAGGGCUGUCCACGCAGCGAAGCACAUAAUCGCUCUGACAAUGGAGCUGUAUGUCCUGUCAAGGACAUCGAGCCCCAACCGCUGAAAAAGUGA